GACAUUUGAUUGGUCUCAUUGUUGAGAAUUUUUAGAUGGGAUAUCGUGAUGGCCUAUUAGCAGGAAAAGAUGCUUCUUCACAAGAAGGGUUUAAUAUUGGAUUUAAGCAAUCAGUGGUCGCAGGUUACAACUGGGGGCUUGUUAGAGGUAUUACAAGAUGGGUUGAGGGAGAGUUUCAUUAAAACCCAAGACAAGAGAACCAAAUUCCAGGAGUUGCAUGAAUGUGUGCAGUCUCUCUCAACAACAGAUGCGCUUAAGUUGUUUUACGAAGACAUAAUGACAAAGGAAGCUCUGCAACAGAGUGGAACUUCUGAGGGCAGUGUCAAUGUUGCAGAUUCACAAGUGCAAAGUUCAGAUAGUAAUCAUCUUGGAAAUUACUCUGGAGAGCUUCAAUCACUCCUUGAAUCUUCCGAAAUCAAAGUACAAUUAGCUCUAGAGAAGUAGGGAGUAACGUGGUACAACACUGAUGUGUUCAAAAAUAUGGUGUACAGUUUGGUCUAUCAGAAAAUCAGGGCUUUUUCGUUGCAAUUCUUUGGACCUAAUAAUUUCCUGGUUGUUCUUUUUGACUUAAUAUGCACUUUUGUCUGAUAUAAUAUGAACAAAGCCAAAUGGCUAGCUCCAACUUGGACUUGAAGUUGGAGUUGUUAAACCAUGCGAGCUCAAGUUUCUGUUGUUGCAGUCUUUCAAAUUGAUAGAUUAAAGAACAAAAAAAAUGCCUUGUAUAGGCUUCUCUC
This is a messenger RNA of Rubroshorea leprosula, 734 nucleotides long. The record is from the annotation of a GenBank genome assembly. Lineage: Eukaryota; Viridiplantae; Streptophyta; Magnoliopsida; Malvales; Dipterocarpaceae.